Thermothielavioides terrestris NRRL 8126 is the source of this 2510-nucleotide messenger RNA. RefSeq lists its product as uncharacterized. The record is from RefSeq and is a predicted model, not a curated record. The coding region runs from base 135 to 2405 and encodes 756 amino acids. NCBI's taxonomy places the organism in Eukaryota, Fungi, Ascomycota, Sordariomycetes, Sordariales, Chaetomiaceae. The transcript has a single exon.
UGCAGCAAACACGUGUGACUGAGCUUGAGCUUCAGGUUGACCCGUCUCUUCGCAAUCCGUCUUGCCACGGAUUGAAUCUUUAAUGGACAGCACGGCAAUUGCGCUUGCGGCCUCAACCAUAAUUGCCAGUCGGAAUGGUCACCACGCGGAGCGGGGCCCGUCGAUCUCUCGAAGAUGGCGAAAGCAGCUCUGGAGACGACACAGCUCGCAGAACCGCCGCGACGCUCAGACCAGGGAAGCGCGCGAUCCCGGUCGCCUCGAAUGCGAGACCUCCCAAGCGAUUGCAACAAAGCCCCGGCCCCGAGGACGAUAACGUUGACGCUGCCAUCAACGUUACGAGCAUGCGUCGUAGACCGAUAGAGGUCGUUAUCGGCACAUCCAAAGGCCACAGCCGCAUGAGCAGCACGGACGGCCAGGCUAUCUCGACAAAGGUUCCCCAUGACCCUUCCACCGCCGGUGUGCGCGGUGCUCAACCCCGCGCGAGGCGCCUAAACCGACACAUUCAGAGCAUUGAAAUCCUCGAUGAAGUUGGCACGCCACAACUACCGGCAACAAAGCGUGGAAAUGCUGCUCGACUCGAGGUUGCGGAGACCCCUGAGCCGGAAAGUCGCGAUGCAGCCCACAGCCAGCCCCAUGUCGCUGGGAGGAACCACCAGGAGGUUCUCACGGGCGUUGAAUCUCCAGAUCAAGCACAGGGCAGCCCGGAACUGCAGUCUUCAGCCCUCAAACGUCGACCGGCGAAGCGACUUGCUAACAUCUAUGACAUUCCGCACGAUGAAGAGUUGGCGCCGCCGAGUCCGGUUGUGGCCCGACGUCCACGGACAGUCAACAGGUUGAGGUCUUGGAGCCGGCCCAGGUCACGCAGGGCGCCGUCACACGAUCCAUCCUUUGGAAGAAAUGCGCGGCUCUCAGAUAUCCGCGAGGAGGAGCAGCCAGAGCCUAGCGUCGGUGAUCGAGAUGGCGAGGUCAUGGAAGGCAGAGAGCGGCCGACAUCAGGCCAAGAGAGUGAUGGUUUCGAACGAGAAGAAGGAUCUGAAGAGGUGGAAGAGUCAGAGGAUUCGGACGGGGAUCAAAGCUUGGUGAUCAUCCCAGUUCUGCCUUACAACCCCUCCAUGCGCACCAUCCCCAUAGAUCGCGUUCCGCUUGGCAAAUUGCUGCGGCUCAUGGGCCGACGCGGCUGGACAGGCCGAGGCAGGAGGUGGGAGAUCGAGCUUCCCCGUUUGAGUGCCUCCAACCUCUGGGCGGAAAUACCGACGCGCACGAGGUUGGGGAAAGGCUGUGUCGCAGCCCUCGGCCGCCUCAAGGAAGUGUUGGAUGAGGUUCCCAAUGCGCUCCACCUCCCCGGUCAAUCUCGGUACCUUAUCCAGGAAGAAGAGAGGCUGAAUAAAGCCAUGACAAGUGUCGACAACGCAGUGGCCAAGAUCGAAGCAGUCUCAACCGAGCCCGAUCGCCCUGCAUCAGCAGACGCCCGCAUUCCCGAGCCGCUGUUCAACGAUCUCUGCUCUUGUGUGAUCCCCAUGCUCGUUCUGGUACUGCAGAGCGCCUUCGCGAUCGGGGUCAAGAAGCCUGAUGCCGAGGCGGGUAACCCGCUCCCGGAAGAAGGCGUCUUUACCGUCGCUACGGCGGAAAUCUUGCAGUGGGUUUUGGAGUGGCUGUCCAACCUCGGGGAACUCUUGAAAGAUGAAGUCUCGGACGCCGAUCAGAGGCCAGACCCUGACAGUCCGGCACACGACCGCGACGAUUUCUGCUGCGUGCUCGACGUGGUGAAGAGCCGGGUGAGGUUGGCAGUCGACAACUUCAACGAGGAGGAGCGGGAGGUCGAAGAGAUGAAGAGAAAGGACAUGGAGAUCAAGGAGGCCAAACGGAGGGAAGAGGAGGAGCAACUGGCAGCCGCCACGUGGCAGGACCGGCUGUUCAGCUCAUCGAUCAGAAGUAUCCUAGACCAACCCCGUCCCUUCGAGUUGCUGUGGCGAAAGUUCAAUCCGAGCUGGUCCGGCGAUGCGGCGCACAGCAGCCAAAGAACCACCACCACCCCCCCUUCCACCACCACCAACACCACUACCCCAGCCCGUCAGCGCUCAGUUACCACCGGCGCCGGCACCGGCACCGGUACCGGUACCCGUUCCGGGACCUCAGCCUCGGCCUCGGCACGCCCGCCUCCUUCCCCGCCGCGACCGGUUGCUGACGCGCCGUCGCCGUCGCCGUCGCCGCCGCCGCGCAAUUACCCGCCCUGGGACGAGGAAGACACGGAGUGGUUCCUGCAGCAGCUGGUUCGGCCGGACAGGCGGAGCGGGUAUCUGCAGGUAUGCGCCGAGACGCUGCAGCGCGACGUCGAUGACCUCCUGGCGGAGAAGGAGCGGUUGAAGAGGCAGGGGCGGUACCGCUCCCCUGAGUGGAGGCGUUGAGUGGUCUGGUGCUGCUGCUGCUGAUGCGAUGGUGGCGGCGGCGGUGGUGGUGGGUGGGUGUGGUUAAGGGGGGGUUAUGAAGAAGGAUUUCGCAUGUCCGCUUGC